AUGGCACACGGGAAGGGCCUGGUGGGGGCUGGACUCUGUGCUGUGCCAUUUUGCGGUCUGGCUUUUUGGGGGAGAGAGUCGGCGAGGUACAAGCCCCGCUGGUACCCAGGCUGCCAGGCCCCCCCCCAAGACUGGGCUGACGUAUGUGCAGCAAUGCAUGCCCGUCAUUUGAUGGAUUUGGACGGGACGCUCAACAGAACCGAGCGGAGGUCGUACCUUCCUUCCCUACCCAGUAGCGACGUACCCGCGUGCCUGAUGGCGCUCGUACCUUCCACCCGUACCGCUGAUCCGCGCACGCCCCCUCCCGCGCAUCGCACGCCUGCUGGGACGCCCCUGGUACGAUGUACUUGGCCCAGCUGCCCUCUUGCUCGUCAGAUUUGCCUUUGCCCGUCUGAAAUACAUAAGGACGAUUUGCCCUCCUCUCCCCACGGCCUGUCUACUCUCCAGAUCACCAGCAUCAACUUCAGCUUCAGCAUCAAGCAUCAGCUUCAGCCCUCUGCAGUCCAGACUCCAGACCAACCAACUUGCAACAUCUUCUCUAUCAAAGCAUCUGCCUCUUUGAACUUGCCUCUGCACCAACUGCACCGCAGCCUCGCCCGCCCUCUCCGAUCAACCACUUACACGAGACGCCGCCUCUUCCGCCGUCUCGCAUCAACAUCCAAGGCUUCGCAGCUUCUACAACAACAACAACCACAAUGCCUGCUCAGCGACCUUCUCACCUUCCUCCCUGCCCGGGCCCCCCGCCCAGCCGACCUCUGCCUCCUCUGCCCAAAUGAGAGCCGCCGCCCUGAGGAUCAAACAUCUACUACACAACGGCUACUCGUCUACUUGGCUGAGCGUCCCUCUUCGUCAAUGGUUUCCCCGGAUCUGAUACACGGCUUUACAACGGGCUUUGGCUUCUGACCGCCAAGGUCCAUGGCGCGGCAAAUCGAUGCCUCUCCACCCCAACCGAGCGCAUCAAUCUGCCAUGCGAAGCGGAUCGGAGCUGCACGUCACCACUUGCGCUGCGACUCCGUGCUACUACACACAGCACACAUUCUUCCAAACCGCUGCGGGGCUGGGCAUGGCAUGAGUCUUCAUGCGGCCUGCUCCCUCUUCCCCGAGCUUGGGACAUGGGGACCUGCAUCUCCUACAGUUUCUCCUCCUUUGGGGGUCAUCUGCUUCAACCCCAUGGCCGAGACGCGGUGACACCCACCCCCACCGAGCUCGGCUGUCUCUUGGGCGUGUCGACCUCGAAUCGCCAACCCUGCUCUCAACGGCUCUUCUGAAUCAAUCGACAGUGACACCGUCAUAGCCGCCAGCACUCGAGGAAGACCGCCCCACCAGCUCUCUCAAACCGCCUGGCCACAUGACAGGCUUGCGCGGUUAUCACCUCUCUCCUCUCUUCACUCCGCACCGUCUUCGCUGGCUCGAGCGGGUACUUGCACCUUUGUUUCCAUCAUCGGCUUCGCUUGUGUUGUGUGUGUGGCGCCAUCUCAUACACACACUCUUCUUACUAUCUUUGUAAUAUCUGCGGAUACCUUUUACCUUUUCUCUUUCUCUUUCUUUCUCUUACUGUUUUCACUCUUGGCGUUCAGCAUCAACAACGUCUAUGGAAGGCGGCGGCGGUGGGGGGACUAUCUACUGGCAACGGGAAUUUGGAAGGGAAUCAUGUACUACUACUAUCACCUCUACUGAGGAUCAUUCGGGGGUGCGUCGCGGAAUACCCUGGGAUGUUGACGACUCUACUGUUUUUCUGGAUUUUUGGUUGGGAUACGACGGGCAGAGAUAACGAUUGAAAUGUGGGAUUGAGAACUUAUCACCAUCUUGCCCUGUCUGGCAGUCAUAGACAUUACUACAAUGAAACCUAGCAUUUUCUGCUAGUACUACUAC
Messenger RNA from Trichoderma reesei QM6a, 1872 nucleotides. RefSeq lists its product as uncharacterized. The transcript is spliced from 2 exons. NCBI's taxonomy places the organism in Eukaryota, Fungi, Ascomycota, Sordariomycetes, Hypocreales, Hypocreaceae. Bases 1 to 903 code for a protein of 300 amino acids. The record is from RefSeq and is a predicted model, not a curated record.